Messenger RNA from Diplodia corticola, 1662 nucleotides. Its product is annotated as inversin o89019. Lineage: Eukaryota; Fungi; Ascomycota; Dothideomycetes; Botryosphaeriales; Botryosphaeriaceae. Bases 1 to 1662 code for a protein of 553 amino acids. The transcript has 5 exons. The record is from RefSeq and is a predicted model, not a curated record.
AUGACUACUUCUCAGACAAAGGGCACAUCUCUUUCCUCGCCGACAAAAUCCAUCGUCUUCCGCGUGCGAGGACUGACGGCGGUCGACGGCGGAGAUGGUCUACAGCCAGGCUCAGCCUUGUCGUCGGCGAUCAAGUCACGCCUCAUCAGCGAUGAGGUAUCUCAAAUCCAGACCUCGGUCGCCAUCAUCUCCUCGUGUUAUGACGCAGGAAAGAAAGUUGGCCUGGUCGCUUUCCGCGGAGCGGUACCGUCGUUUCUCUCCACAGUAUUCAAGAACCCACUUCAGGAAAUUCAAAUCGAAGUGGGCGAGGAUGACGUUACCUUUGACUGCAACUUCUUUGGUUUCACCCAGCUCUACAACGUCAAGGCACCAGUUCUUGCAGAUGUCAUCGCCAUAACCGGGCUGGAUGGCCAUGCAUACGGCUCAUGGAGAGGAAAGGGAGAUCUGUCGAGAAUGUGGCUCCGCGACUUUUUGUCCCAAGAUCUUCCUCAAUGCCGUGUUUUGACCUACGGGUACAAUUCAAAAUUGACCGGCAAGAGCCGGGGGCUCGAAAGGAUCCUUGACUAUGGCAGAGGCUUUCUCGAAGAGAUUAAACAAGUUCGCACCACGGACGAGGAAAUGCGGCGACCUUUGUUUUUCAUCGCUCACAGUUUUGGAGGACUCAUCCUUGCCCAUAGUCUCGUGAAAGCCGUCCUCUCCGCAGACAGUGCCAAAGAGCUUGUCUACCAUGCUACUUACGCCAUCCUAUUCUUUGGAACUCCCCACCGGGGUCUGUCCGUUGAUGACAUCCGUGGGCUUCUGUCGGAUCAUGAUCAUCCAAGACACGGGUUGCUAGAUCAAAUCAAGCAUAACUCAGAUGCUGUGAUUGAUCAACUAGGCGACUUCAAGAAUAUCAUCCAGGAUAGGAAGAUUGUCAGCUUCUAUGAAGCGGAGCAAACCCCACAAUUGACAAAUGACAAUGCAGCUGGAAGAUGGCAGCGUACGGGUAGUUUCGCUACGGCCGUUGGGCCAGACUCGGCACUUCUUAAUUUGCCAGACCACAUGGAAGAGAAGAUCCCGCUGUCUUCUGAUCAUUCGAUGAUGGUCAAGUUUGAUUCAAAAGACAACAAAGGCUACCAGAUUGCCAUCAGUCGCCUUCGCAAAUUCGCGGAAGAGGCUAGCUCCACAGUCGCUACAAGAUUGAGCUUACAUACGCUACCUGAACAACGAGGCCAUAAGGGAGCGAGAGAGACUCCAAACGAUUCCGUCACGUUGGCGGAUGAUACAGUGGCCUCGAAGCCACCAAGCUGCUGCCGUGAUCGGCCGGAAGCCAGCUUCUCCCAGAAUGAUCUUGAGUCCCUGGCCUCCACUGCGUACGAGCUCUUCACUUCACUAAAAGUGAGGGCUUCAAGCACAGAUGGCACACUGAAAGAUGUUGAACAGCCUCUUUACAGCUUCAGGUGUGCUCUCAUUCACCUCACAAGCAACUUGGAUCUUGUUCUAUCAGGCCCCGAGCCUGCAGAAAAGCUUCAUGCUAUGGCAAUGAAAUUCGCGAGGACACUAAAGGCACUGCAUAAAUUUGUCGAUCAUGAAUCGGAGGACAUCGACAUCAAUGCUAUGAGAAACGACUUGAAGAGCCAUUCCGCAUAUGCGCAGAAGCUGCUGGACACUGUACUUACGUAA